CAAAACAUAAACGUUUUUGUGUACAAAAGGAAUUUAUGGUUAUUUGUAUUAAAGGAUGGUCUAGUUAAGCUCGCAACUAUUUCGGAAUGAGCAAGCAGAAGUACACCGAUUUUUUGACCGAGGACGAUCCCCUGUUGCCCGACAAGGAGUCCCUGGAAGAUAAACUAGCGGUGUUGCAAAAUAAACUGGAUGAAAUCCUGGAGAAUCAAAAUCAGAUCCUGACACUUGUUUGCCAGGUGGCUCGCAAUAGGACAACCGGUGAUCAGUACAAGGUCGAGGUGGAUUAUUUUCCCGGUGACGGAUCCUGAAGAGCUGCAGAAUCUAGACGACAAUCUCUCCGAGCCGGGCAAUAAAUAUGCAAACCUUAUUCGCCGGAUUUUAAGACCAGAAGGACGAAUAGAACCGCUGAAGAAGAACUUUUCAAAGUUGUUCGAGUACAAUGUUCUAAUGGCAUACAACUACGAUGGUGUGAGC
Drosophila takahashii is the source of this 474-nucleotide messenger RNA. RefSeq lists its product as uncharacterized. The record is from RefSeq and is a predicted model, not a curated record. NCBI's taxonomy places the organism in Eukaryota, Metazoa, Arthropoda, Insecta, Diptera, Drosophilidae.